Molecule: messenger RNA, 2727 nt
Organism: Larimichthys crocea (large yellow croaker)
Lineage: Eukaryota; Metazoa; Chordata; Actinopteri; Sciaenidae
Gene: errfi1b
Product: ERBB receptor feedback inhibitor 1b
Exons: 4
Coding region: 274-1407 (377 amino acids)
Biological process (GO): regulation of keratinocyte differentiation; negative regulation of epidermal growth factor receptor signaling pathway
Source: RefSeq, a predicted model, not a curated record
AACGAGACUGACCUCCCGGCGUUGUUGACAGAGGAGGGAUGUUGCACAUGGUUCAGUUUUCACCGGGACUCUGGUUCGUACUGUACUGAUAAGAUUUUCUCACAGCGGAUAGAUAGAAACAUCUCCGGCUUUAAGUGAUGGACACUGCAUUUUCAUGCUUGUGCUACUACUGAAGCUGUGAUGGGUUUGAUGGAGCUGACCUGUGUUGGAGCUUUAGACCGAUACCAAACAAGAGACCUUGAUACUUUUUAAGAACACAGUUUCUGCCACAACAUGGCUGGGAGUCAGAACAACUAUUGGGGACAGCAUGACCUGAACAGAAUGUGCUUUGGCCUGAGUGCUGACAUCGAACACAACCUGACAGAGCUUCAACAGCAGCAAAUAGCCAAGGAAUUUAACUGCAACAUCUCCACCUCCCAGCCUCCUUUCUACUCUGGUAGUUACCGGAUAACUUCUGACAACAUACAGCAGCCCCAUGAGGGGGACCAGGUGGUCCCUUCUUCCCAGAGACGAACAAUGUUUGUGGGCCACCAGAGAGAAGCCAAACCCCUGCCGCCUCUGCCUGACCCAGAGGAGUUGAUGUCUGAUGAGGCCGCCGACAGUGAGGUGGAGUUUUUUACCAGUGACAGACAGCGGCUUUUGCCCAAAAGCUGCCCCAAGGCCAUAUACAGGGGCAUGAACAGAGACUGUGGCCAAGUAAAUUAUGCCUACCAGGAGAGCUCAUUGCGGGUGGAGGGUGCUGGCGGUGGCUCCAUUGCUUUCUCUUGGCCAGGCAAAAAGGACAGACCAUCAGGUAGAGGAAGCGGGUUUGGAGCCAACAUCUGGGCACUAGCUCUCCAGAAAGAAGACCACCAGCAUGUGGAUUCAGAUACUUUGUGUAGCAAACAGCCAGACCAACACCAGUCAUCCAGAUUCCGGUUUUCCUGUUCAGGUCCUGCUUCCCAGUCUUUCCACAGCAGCACCACAACCUGCCCCACUGACAAGCCACAAAUCCCUCCUCGUGUCCCCAUCCCACCAAAACCUACUGCUCUUUCAAAGAAUGCCAACGAGGAAGAUAAGCCUCCCAAAAUUCCUCCAAGGGUCCCUUUAGUCCCACCCUGCCCGCCACGUACCCCGAGCCCCAAAAGCCUUCCAAUUUAUAUCAACGGUGUGAUGCCUGCCACACAGAGUUUUGCUGCUAACCCCAAAUAUGUGAGUAAGGCAUUACAGAGACAGCAGAGUGAAAGGGCGCCACCUGCAGCUCAAUUUUCUCCCUGCAUCGUUCCCAUUUUGAAGGACGGCAGACAGGCCAGCGCUACACACUACAUCCUCCUGCCGCCGGGCCGACCGGCGUACUCAGACAGACGAGAAAGACUCAUGAGUGAACCGGCCCAGACGGGAAACAACAGCAUCUGGCAGAACAGAUAAAAACUCUUGCUUACGUCACUGUCUGAAACUUGAUGAGUACAAAACUGUGACUGACAUCACGAAUAACCACGUGAUACACUAUUGUACAUAGUGAAAACAUCUACAUGCUACAUUCACACAUUCAUAUUGGUGUUAUUUCAAUAACUGGUGUAUUUCAAGAUCACUUAUGUCACACAACACUGUGAGGUUUCUUUUCUGUUUUUACCUGAACAUUUUACCGGUCAGUAUUUUUGCGACGUCUCCUUUAGAUCAACCUGGAAAACAUCAUAACAUUCCAGUUUCACUAAUAAUGAACAAAUAUUUACUAUUUUCUGCAGUUUUCACACAGGGAAAGUGUGCCUUCAUUCAUUAAAUUUUAAGUCUGACAGCCAUAUGCUCAUAUCACUAAAACAAACUGAGCUAAUACUUUAUUUCUUACAAGAGAGAUAAGCAAAUAAUUACUGUAUGUACAAGCUGGGCUUGUACCAAACUGUUCAUGCCAUGUACGUUAUUUUUUUUAUGACAAUGCUGCUUGAAGUCUUAAGUAUGAUAUAUUGAUAGAUUUAAUGUUUUUGCUGAAUCAUUCCCACAUUAAGAUUUAUGAUAAAUAUAACAGUGAGCCAUGUGGCCGACAGCAACAUGACAACAACACAACCAAAUCAUGAACUACAGUGAUAUCAAACAUUCAGUACUCGUACCCUCUGCAGGCUCUUUGUGCAAGUUCACCUCACCAUCAGAAAGUUAUACCAAUGUACACCCUAUCUGCUCAUUUCAGGCAUAUUGUAUGCCUGUGUGCACAAAAUUUUAUUUAUUAAAAGUCUGCAGAUUAUAAACAAACCACAAACUAGAAUUCAGAACACAAUGAAUGAAACCUGCUGUCACAUUUAAAUUGACAGGUUUUUUUAAUACAUAUGGAAAACACUAGUCAUGAAUGUUUUCUGAUGCAUUUAAAGGUUUUACAUCAGUCAUGUUUGUAUACAAAGGAGAAAAGUGUAUUUUUAAAUGUGGUCAGUUGAAAAACUUUUAAUAAUUAUGACAAAUUCUCUUAACUGUAUGUGUAUUUAGCUUAAUGUAUACAGUAUGGUUUUUAAAAAGUACAGAUUGGACCUUUAAUGAUUCUUUGUUGUGUGUUGUGUUGGCAUGGAAAUCACGUUAUGUUUACACUGUUGAGGUGCAGACCCCGUUUACAACCUUUAUUACAUCAACAGGUUGGAAGUUCUCAUGAAGGUCCUGUGUCGACCCGAGCUAAGGCUGUUCAUAAUAUUGUUUGUGUCAAAAGUAAAUCAUUGUAAAAUUGUGUUUUUAAUCUAUUUAUAGAAAUAAAAUAACUUAUUCCUUCUA